This is a messenger RNA of Vigna umbellata (rice bean), 601 nucleotides long. Its product is annotated as pathogenesis-related protein 10-like. NCBI's taxonomy places the organism in Eukaryota, Viridiplantae, Streptophyta, Magnoliopsida, Fabales, Fabaceae. The record is from RefSeq and is a predicted model, not a curated record. Gene Ontology annotation, biological process: defense response; abscisic acid-activated signaling pathway. Gene Ontology annotation, molecular function: protein phosphatase inhibitor activity; abscisic acid binding; signaling receptor activity. Gene Ontology annotation, cellular component: cytoplasm; nucleus.
CAUCUUCUCACAACAACCACAUCACUGUCAUGGGUGUAUUUACUCAGGUUUAUGACACCCCUGCUGCUGUGCCUCCUGCUAGGCUUUUCAAAGCCAUGACCUUGGAUUUCCAUAACCUCUUCCCAAAGCUUGUGGAUAGCAUCCACAGUAUUGAAUUCACCCAAGGAAAUGGAGCUCCUGGCACCAUCAAGAAGAUCACCACCAUUGAAGGUGAAGAAAGCAAGUAUGUGCUGCACAGAGUUGAUGCAAUCGAUGAGGGUAGCUUUGUGUACAACUUCAGCAUAAUUGAUGGCAGUGGCUUGCCUGAGACAUUGGAGAAGAUCUCAUUCGAGAGCCAACUGGUAGAAGGCUCCAAUGGAGGAACAAUUAGGAAGGUGCAUGCCAAAUAUUUCACAAAAGGUGAAGCUGUUCUUACUGAGGAGGAACUGAAGGCUAACCAAGCCAAGAUCCAAGGUCUUGUGAAGCUCGUUGAAGGCUAUCUUCUGGCAAAUCCUCAUUACUGAACCUCUUUGCAGUAAACCAUUCAACCCUUCAUGGAUAUCUGCAUGCAGACUCACCAAUAAAUUAAUAAUAUUUUUUUAAACUUUAUAGUAUUAUAGUU